AUGAAUCGGUCAUAUUUUACUCUAGUCCUGAUAUCAACUUUCUUAAAGCUAGUAUGUGGUCAUACAGAAAGAACCCUUCACGAGAAACGGUUCCCUCCCCGAGAACUAAAGGACCUUGGAAUUUUUCAUCCAUAUCAAGAACAGAUACCAAGACAUUGCUGGAACCCACCGAGAAAUGCGGACAUUCACAAAUGUUGUCCGAUACCUAGAUUGUAUUCUGAUGAAAUUUUGGACAGUUGUGGUAUUGAGAAAAUAGAAGAAGAUGAAGAACCGAAACGUGGUCUAUCGAAGCUCGCGUGCAAAGACGGGAUGUGUUUGAUGAGAAAAUCAAACCUGCUAACAGAAGACGAACGAGUUGAUUACGAGAAAUUGAGGAUUUACCUCGACCAAUGGGCAGCAGACAACCCUGAUUUCACUGAAGCUAUUUUGGAAGCCAAAAAGCAUUGCGCGUACAAAGAGAGUGCAGAAUUCUCCAAUUGUGAUCCAGAUCAUAUAUACGUUUGCUUGACUGCACAUAUCAUUUGGCACUGUAAAUUUAAGGACACUUCUGAGUGCAAAGAACUUCAUGAACAUAUUGAAGAAUGCAGGCCUUAUUACUAUCGGAAAGAAGACGAGAGCUUGGAAUGGCACCCUAAUACUGAUACUAAACAUAGAUACGAAUAG
Molecule: messenger RNA, 663 nt
Organism: Spodoptera littoralis (African cotton leafworm)
Lineage: Eukaryota; Metazoa; Arthropoda; Insecta; Lepidoptera; Noctuidae
Source: the annotation of a GenBank genome assembly